This is a messenger RNA of Acipenser ruthenus (sterlet), 2935 nucleotides long. RefSeq lists its product as uncharacterized. NCBI's taxonomy places the organism in Eukaryota, Metazoa, Chordata, Actinopteri, Acipenseriformes, Acipenseridae. The record is from RefSeq and is a predicted model, not a curated record. The coding region runs from base 1706 to 2563 and encodes 285 amino acids. The transcript is spliced from 6 exons.
CCUGAACUUUAAAAAGGGGACUAGCGCGCAACACCGCCCGCCUGACCGGGACAGAGUGCUCUGUGUGAGCACUGGGGUGACGAGUCUGUAAGGGGACUGACUCUGAUGAGAAACCAGGGGAGGACUCUUUUAAAUGGCUAUACUAUUGUUGUAUUUCUACUUUGUGAUCUGGGUGUUUUAUUGAUCUUAACCACUCUUAAAUUCCAAAGUGUUACCCUGUAUUUAAACACUGUGUGGAUCUGCAGGGGGCAGACACGCUCACUGCAAUCCUUGCUGGAGGUUUAUUUUGUGUAUUUCAGUUUGCUGUGUUAUAUGGUUAUUGUCUAUAUCGGGUCACUAUUAAUGGUUUGAUUGAUCUGUUUAUAGUUGUCUUCGAGCUAUCUUGUUGUAGUUGAUGUAUUUUAUCGCUGUUUUUGUAUUGUAGUGUGAUUCAUGUUCACUAAUGAAUUAUUGUGUUUGAGUUAUUUUCUUACUCCACGGGGGUUGCAGUGGGCGUGUCUGCCCCCCUGCGUUUUCUAUUCCGCAGUGAAUAAUUAAUCGAGCUCAGUUGUUCUAAUUUAUUGGUAUGGUUUAAGAUCGUUAACUGCCCUGUUUUAAUUAACUAUCUUAAUAAAUUGUUUGCUCUGAGUUGCUGUUCCUGGUGUCUUUGUGACGUCACUUCACACACUCUCCCUUAUUCUAUAAAUAUACCAACUACCGGACUCUCCGGUUAAACAAAGGUGGAGGCAGAGGCUCGCUAUGGCAUAUUUAACCCAGUAUCCGUGAACGAGCAGGUUCAUUACAGUACUCUGUCACAAUAAUAAUCACAUCGAGUUUGUAAUUGCAGUGUACUGUCUGUCACAAUAAUAAUAAUCACAUCGAGUUUGUAAUUGCAGAAAUCUACUUUCAGGCAUUAAUGCGUCUGCUUCAUCAACUCAUAAGCAAAGCUGCAGGAGUUAAGAAGCUUGAUUCAAGCUCAGUGCAACCUCGCCCACUUGAGGAACCUGCAGCUUGAAAUAGAGGUAUGAGCAGGAAGGGCUGGAGAAGCAAUCCUAUUGUAAUAUUCUGAAAGGAGUCCUGACAGAGAGCAAGGCAGGACCGGCUUUGUGCAGAAAUGGCAGCAAACACUUCUCCUCUGGAGGCAGAUCUUUCCUGUGCUGUGAGAUUCUCAAGGAUCCUGUAACUCUUCAUUGUAACCACAGCUUCUGUAAAGCAUGUCUGGAUCAGUGGUGGAAAGAGAAGAGAGCUCGGGAGUGUCCCGUGUGCAGGACGAGGAGUUCAGUGGAGGAGCUUCCUGUGGAUUUCAAGCUCAGGAAUAUUGUGGAGUCCUUCUUAAAGGAACGCAGUCAGAAUCCUCCAGCACCUACUGGAAUACUCUGCAGUCUGCAUGAUGAGAAACUGAAGCUGUUCUGUUUGGAUGAUGAAGAGGUUGUGUGUCAAACUGCAGAGAAACAUGAGAAUCACAAGCUCCGUCCUGUUCAGGAGGCUGCACAGGAUUAUAAGGGAGAACUCAAGACUGCGCUGAAGCCCUUGAGGGACAAGCUGGGAUCCUUUUAAUAAAGUUAAAAACGAGUGUGAUAAAACAGCAGAGCACAUCAAGAAACAAGCCCAGCAAACAGAGAGGCAGAUAAAGGAGGAGUUUGAGAAACUUCACCAGUUUCUACGAGAUGAAGAAAAGGCCAGGAUAGCUGCACUGAGGAGGGAAAGGAUACAAAAGGGAAGAAUCAUGAAAGAGAAGAUUGAAAAACUUACAAGAGAAAUCUCAUCCCUUUCAGACACAAUCAGAGUGAUAGAAGAGGAGAUGAAAGCUGAAGACAUCUUCUUCCUGCAGAAGUACAAAGACACACAGAGAAGAGCCGAGUGCACACUGCAGGAUCCACAGUGUGUUUCAGGAGCGCUGAUAGAUGUAGCCGAGCACCUGGGCUCUCUGAAGUACAAAGUGUGGGAGAAGAUGCUGGGGAUUGUUCAAUACACUAAGAACCUUGGAGUCACCCUGGACCCCUGCCUCUCUUAUUCCCAGCACAUCCCCACUCUGGCACGCACUUGCAGAUUCUUCCUGAGCAACAUCCGAAGAAUCCGACCCUUCCUCACCAACUAUGCUACCCAGCUCCUGGUCCAGGCCCUGGUACUCUCCCGCCUAGACUACUGCAACUCCCUCCUGGCUGGCCUCCCUGCGUCCGCCACCCGUCCGCUCCAGCUCAUCCAGAACUCUGCUGCUCGCCUGGUGUUCUCUCUACCUCGCUUCGCCCACGCUACUCCACUACUCCGCUCGCUCCACUGGCUCCCGAUCACCGCUCGCAUCCAGUUCAAGACCCUUGUACUAGCCUACAGAUGCCUUGAUCAGACUGCACCCAGCUACCUCCAGACCCUCAUCUCUCCCUACACCCCCACUCGACCUCUCCGCUCCGCCUGCACUAGAAGACUGGCUCUACCUCCGCUACGCUCCCCUGCCUCCCGAGCCCGCUCCUUCUCCACCCUUGCUCCGCAGUGGUGGAACGACCUUCCUACAGAUGUCAGGACUGCCCAGUCCCUGACCACAUUCCGGCGCCUCCUUAAGACUCACCUCUUCAAACAGCACCUGUAGAACUCCUCUGUUGUAUCCUGGGACACUAUCACCCUUCAUUUAAAUAUGCUUUAUUUUGCUCUUAUCUGCCCCCUAUUUUACUGCAUUUAAUCCUGUACCUCAGAAUAUUGUAAUCUGCCAAGUGUUUAACCUGUAGUAUUUUGUACUUAAUCAUAUCCUGAUGUAACUAUCACUAUUUAAUCAUAUCCUGAUGUAACUUUCACUAUUAUCUGCUGUAUUAUUGAAUUGUGGUUUGUCACACUUGAGAAUUAUUGUAUUUCUUGUUCUUAUUGUAUGACUUAUAUUGUAACACUUGAAUGUAUUUGUAUUUGCUUGCGAUUGUAAGUCGCCCUGGAUAAGGGCGUCUGCUAAGAAAUAAAUAAUAAUAAUAAU